Molecule: messenger RNA, 1076 nt
Organism: Neolamprologus brichardi
Lineage: Eukaryota; Metazoa; Chordata; Actinopteri; Cichliformes; Cichlidae
Product: DNA damage-inducible transcript 4 protein-like
Biological process (GO): negative regulation of TOR signaling; response to hypoxia; apoptotic process
Cellular component (GO): cytoplasm
Molecular function (GO): 14-3-3 protein binding
Source: RefSeq, a predicted model, not a curated record
UGUUGCAGAGGUCUUCCAGCUGGUCUGGUUCAAGGGACGGGGCCACCAUCCGGGGAUACAAUAGCACUUUAAUUUUUUUGUUUUUAAGGAUGUCUUGCAAUCAGUCUCUGGACGGUAGUUUUCCUCCAUCUCCAUCGGAGGACAGGGGCUCACAGCGGCUGUCCUGGAGCAGUUUGCUUCACAAGCUGACAGAGCUGAAGGGCCACAAUCAGAGGGUGACAGACAAUCAGUACUGCAGGAGUGAAUCUGGAUCUAUGACAGAUCUGUCAGAGUUAGACAUCAGCUCCUUCUUCUAUCCUCUGGAGGAGACCUUGGCUGCAGACGUUGUGACUGCCAUUGCACAUAGUCUCAGUGAUGCAUCGCACACCAGCUUGGAUUGCUCCAAACUCAUGCUCCCUGACUGCCUGCUACACAAUAUCAGCCAAGAGCUGCUCCACUUGGCCGCGAUAGAGCCUUGUGGUCUCAGGGGAGCACUCAUCGACCUGUGCGUUGACAUGGGGGAACAGGACUCCCCAUGUACUGUGGAUCAAAUAGCAGUAGAUCCAUCCCUUGUCCCAACUUUCCAUGUGACACUGGUGAUGAGGGUGGAGUCCAGUGGACUGUGGCCAAAAGUUCAGAAGCUCUUCAAAAGUAGCAAACCAGCACAGACAUCCUCACCGUCUCCAAAGCACCACAACACCCUGAAGCUGAGCACGAGUUUCAGGGCUAUCAAGAGGAAACUGUACAGUUCAGCCGCACUGCUGGUUGAGGAGUGCUGAUCGCUGAGCACUCCUGUCUCCGAUAAGCUGAACUCUAAAGAAACUGUAACGAAGCUGCUAAUUAAUGCAAAGUCUUAACAAAAGCACUGUCGAGACAUAACAAUGAUGACCUGUCUGUGAUGAUGUAUGACGGGGUUAAUACUGAACUACCUUUGUCUCAUAGCAGCUACUCAUGUGGGUGCAGUGAAGAUUAGUGUUUGCACAUGGGUCAGUUUCAUUCCUGUGAAUGUGAAGCCACACCUAUAAGGGAAUGCCUUAUGUAUGUGACAUUUAAAUAUACCAACGGACACUCGUUUUGUAUUUUUUUUUUUAACAUGA